Xiphophorus couchianus (Monterrey platyfish) is the source of this 927-nucleotide messenger RNA. Its product is annotated as trace amine-associated receptor 1-like. The transcript has a single exon. NCBI's taxonomy places the organism in Eukaryota, Metazoa, Chordata, Actinopteri, Cyprinodontiformes, Poeciliidae. The record is from RefSeq and is a predicted model, not a curated record. Gene Ontology annotation, cellular component: membrane. Bases 1 to 927 code for a protein of 308 amino acids. Gene Ontology annotation, biological process: G protein-coupled receptor signaling pathway. Gene Ontology annotation, molecular function: trace-amine receptor activity.
AUGGUAGAAGGCCAGAAUCUCUGUAAUGGACAGACUGUGACCUCUUAUGCUUUAAAUGUUGUUGCUGUUUCUUUGUCAAUUCUGAUAAUAUGUGGAAAUCUUCUUGUGAUCAUCUCUGUCGUUUACUUCAAGCAGCUCCACACUCCAACAAACUACCUCAUCCUCUCUCUGGCUGUGACUGACCUGCUGGUUGGGGCUUUAGUUUUACCUUUCAGCACAAUAUUGUCUCUGAGCUCAUGCUGGAAUUCAAGUUAUUUACUCUGCAAAAUGCGAGGCCUGUUUGAUAUUUUACUGUGUGCAUCAUCUAUUUUAAACUUAUCUUGUAUAUCAAUUGACAGAUAUUUUGCAGUGUGUCAUCCACUGACAUAUAGAAGUAAAAUUAAUGUCUGUUUUGUUCUGACCAUGAUUUUGGUAAGUUGGACUUUCUCUGCUCUACUUUCUAUUAUCAUCACAGUUCGUGAAAUAGGAAAUAAGAUUCCUAGUGGGAGGUGCAUGAUAUUUGUAGCUACAAAGGAAUCCAUGAGUGGAUCUGUUUUUGCCUUUUAUAUUCCAGCUAUUAUAAUUUUCACAAUCUAUCUAAGAAUUCUGGUGGUGGCGAAGAAGCAGGCGAGGCGCAUCCAGAACACGAUGAAGUCUGAAGCAGCUCUCAGUAAGAUGGAGAAUAAGGCCAACAAAACUCUGACUGUAGUGAUGGGAGUCUUCCUCAUGUGUUGGACUCCUUACUUUUCAUCUAUAGGUUUCUACAGUAUGGGAAAAUUCACAAUACCAGUUGCAAUGAUUGAAGGAUUUAAAUGGUUAGGAUGGUCCAAUUCUAUGUUAAAUCCUCUGGUUUAUGCUUUUUUCUACAGGUGGUUCAGACGAGCUUUUGCAAAUAUAUUUUCUGGUAAAAUAUUUCAAGGAGAUUUUUCCAAUACAAAAUUGUUGUGA